AUGGAGAUGGUGGUGGUGGAGAUGACGAUGGUGGAGGUGGCGACGUAUAAAUAUAAGGUGGUGGAGGAGGAGAUUUCAGUGGAGGUGGUGGAGACUUAUAUAUGUACGGAGGUGGUGGUGAAGGUGACGGUGGAGGAGGAGGAGAUUUNUGGUGGUGGUGGAGAUGGCGAUGGUGGAGAGGUGAUGGUGGAGGAGGAGGAGAUUUCAGUUCAGGUGGUGGAAACUUAUCUACGUACGGUGGUGGUGGUGAAGGUGACGGUGGAGGAGGUGAAGAUUUCAGUAGAGGUGGUGGAGACUUAUAAACGUACGGAGGUGGUGGUGAAGGUGACGAUGGAGGAGGAGAUUUGUAAAUAUAUGGAGGUGGCGGAGAUGGCGAAGGCGGAGAUGGCGAUUUAUUGAUGUAUGGUGGGGGAGGAGAAGGCGAUGGUGGUGGAGGCGACUUAUAUAUGUACGGAGGAGGUGGGGACAAUAAAGAAGGUGGCGGUGAUCUGUAGACAUACGAAUUUGGCCGCGGUUCAUUGGCAACUACAUUGGUGGCUAUCAAACAAAACGCGAGGAAUAAAGCAAAGUGGCGCAAGCCGUGCAUCAUCGGUAGCGUCCCCAUUUUGUGGAUGCUCCCAAGUUUUCUACUAAAGGGAUUCAAGGGUU
This is a messenger RNA of Striga asiatica, 648 nucleotides long. The record is from the annotation of a GenBank genome assembly. NCBI's taxonomy places the organism in Eukaryota, Viridiplantae, Streptophyta, Magnoliopsida, Lamiales, Orobanchaceae.